AUGAAGCCCAUCACAUCCUACAAGAGGGAGGCAGAGGCCAAGUUUAAGCAGAUUUCGGCCUACGACGUGCUCAGCAACCCUCAGAAGCGUCAGAUCUACGACGUCUACGGCGAGGAGGGGUUUCUAGCAGCGGAGGCUAAGUUUAAGCAGAUCUCGGCCUACGACGUGCUCAGCGACUCUCAGAAGCGUCAGAUCUACGAAGUCUACGGCGAGGAGGGGCUUUUGGCGGCGAAGUUCACGAGCCCUAACUCCGCCGGGGGACCCUCGAGGUUCAUGCUAGGCGUUCAGCAGCUCUGCACAAGGCACACCGUUGCCAGCCAACAACUCUGCUCUACAAAGUUCUCAACAGAACCAGGAAAGUCUUCCUCAGCUGCAGAUCAGCAAAGGAACAUAAGCCAAACCAGAAAGACACCAAAACUACCAGGAAUUGUGCAGAGCUCAACAUCUCUGCUGCAGAUCAGCAGUGCAUCGCAACCAGUAGUCUAA
Alnus glutinosa is the source of this 486-nucleotide messenger RNA. RefSeq lists its product as uncharacterized. The transcript is spliced from 2 exons. The record is from RefSeq and is a predicted model, not a curated record. Gene Ontology annotation, molecular function: protein-folding chaperone binding; protein folding chaperone. NCBI's taxonomy places the organism in Eukaryota, Viridiplantae, Streptophyta, Magnoliopsida, Fagales, Betulaceae. Gene Ontology annotation, cellular component: cytoplasm; nucleus. Bases 1 to 486 code for a protein of 161 amino acids.